UUUUUGAUGUUUUGAGGAACUAGCAAUUUCAUUUUUCUUUUCUGGGAAGUUUUUGUUGUCAUGGAAUUGUUUGAAAAUAUGAGAAUUUUUGCAAAAAGGUGAAGAAAAGAAAAGGACUAGGACCAUCAAGGAAGCUGGUUAAAAUUUGACGGGGCAUAUACAUUUGUUCACGGCUUUGUACACAUAGUUGGCUAUUAUACAUGGCUUCCGGAGGCAGCAGUUACCAGGAUAUUGGUGAUUCGCAUAAUGCAUAUGCCGAUUAUGGUAUUGCACCCAAAACUUCUGAAUCUAAAAGCUCCCCAUUUAGAAAAUCCACAGCUGUUAAUAUUAUUGGUGGGAAUCAUGGAACUAGAUCUAAUACAGCCGUUCAUGAGCUACUUGAAUGCCCUGUUUGUAUGAAUCUAAUGUACCCUCCAAUUCAUCAGUGUCCAAAUGGUCAUACUUUAUGCCUGAAGUGCAAGUCAAAAGUCCAUGUGUGCCCAAUUUGCCGCCAUGAGCUUGGAAACAUAAGAUGUCUAGCAUUGGAGAAAAUUGCAGAGUCACUGGAGUUGCCAUGCCGAUACCAAGUUUUUGGCUGUCAAGAUAUAUUCACUUAUCACAGUAGGCUUCAGCAUGAGCAGAACUGCAAAUUUCGUCCAUACAACUGCCCUUAUGCAGGAUCUGAAUGUACUGUUACUGGUGAUAUUCAGUCCCUUGUUGCACACCUCAAAGAUGAUCACAAGGUUGACAUGCACGACGGCUGUACCUUCAACCAUCGCUAUGUCAAAUCCAAUCCUCAAGACGUUGAAAAUGCUACAUGGAUGUUGACUGUUUUCAACUGUUUCGGUCACCAAUUCUGCUUGCACUUUGAGGCUUUCAACGUUGGAGUGGCACCAGUAUAUAUGGCAUUCCUUCGUUUUAUGGGUGAUGAUGAUGAUGUGAAAAAAUUUAGUUAUAGUCUUGAAGUAGGUGGCUUUGGCAGAAAGUUAAUAUGGCAAGGAGUUCCUAGGAGCAUCCGUGAUAGUCAUAAAACUGUCAGAGACAGUUUAGACGGGCUGCUCAUUCAAAGGAGCAUGGCACUCUUCUUCUCUGGUGGUGACCGGAAGGAGCUAAAGCUGAAGGUGGCUGGGCGCAUUUGGAGAGAACCAUUGUAAAAAAGAAAUAUGGUCUUCUUCCUCAGAGAUAGCAUCAAUCCGGCACCUUGCCAAUUCAUCAUAUACAGUAGAUUUCGUCCUAGGCCAUAUUCCUGAUUGACUGGUGGCUUAUCUUUUGCAUUUCUUGUAAAAAUAUAUAAGUUGUUGAUGGUUCUAUCUAGGUUCAGGUUUUUGGAUCAAUCAAUUUAUGUUGAAUUUUUGUAU
Solanum verrucosum is the source of this 1337-nucleotide messenger RNA. Its product is annotated as E3 ubiquitin-protein ligase SINAT2-like. The transcript has 4 exons. The record is from RefSeq and is a predicted model, not a curated record. Gene Ontology annotation, molecular function: zinc ion binding; protein binding; ubiquitin protein ligase activity. Gene Ontology annotation, biological process: ubiquitin-dependent protein catabolic process; multicellular organism development. Lineage: Eukaryota; Viridiplantae; Streptophyta; Magnoliopsida; Solanales; Solanaceae. Bases 201 to 1133 code for a protein of 310 amino acids. Gene Ontology annotation, cellular component: cytoplasm.